UUGGAACUUUCCCCUUCUUCUUCUUCUUCUUCUUCCCUUUGCUUCAAGGCAGAGUGUCCCAUUUCCCUUGACAGGGCAUUAGAGGGCUUUAUGCAGGAUUCUCUCCAGCGGUUCUUGGUUCCACAGUCGCAUGGCAUGGGGUCUAUAUUUCUUCUUGUUUCCUUGUGCACAAAUCCUAUCUGGUUGGUAAAGACAAGGUUCCAGUUGCAAACCCAUCAUCAAUCUUCUCGGCCAUAUUCUGGACUUUAU
Messenger RNA from Linum tenue, 249 nucleotides. NCBI's taxonomy places the organism in Eukaryota, Viridiplantae, Streptophyta, Magnoliopsida, Malpighiales, Linaceae. The record is from the annotation of a GenBank genome assembly.